CAAAGGGCUCUUACACAAUGGAGCUAAGCACUUUUCACAGUAUGUCUGCUGGCUGCUUUAUGGGGCCAUCCCUGUGUUCCCUCUGCAGAUCUGGCGGUGAAGGAGCUGCAAGGCAGUCCCAGCCCUCGGUGGUGCCAUGCCAUGUGCCUCAGUGACCUGGGGACAGCUGUUCUCAUUGGUGGAGAAGGUGUCAAUCAACAGUCCUGCAGGGAUGCUCUUUGGAAGCUGGAAAUUGACAGUGAUUUAUGGCUUCCAGUGGGUUUCCAGCUACAAAAUGCCAUGCCAUCAUGCUUGCAUGGUCACACAGCGACCUACGACCCGGACACCAAGCGUAUCUACAUCUUUGGGGGCAUAAGGGAGGACAAAGAUAACAGCAGCAUCUACAUUCUGGACACUGUCACCUGGAAAUGGCUCCUUGUGGCUGCUAAAGGGAGGAUACCAGUGCUCACCUACCACAGUGCAACUAUCUACCACAAGGAGCUCUUUGUUUUUGGAGGAACUUUCCCCAGAAAGGCAUCAGUGGCAGCUGCACCCUGCAGCAAUGUGCUCUAUGUCUUCAAUCCAGAGCAUGAAAUUUGGUAUCAGCCCAUUUCAGAAGGGGAGAAGCCACUGCCUAGGCUUGGGUUUCAUGGAGUACACAUCAGUCCCCCUCCUGGCAGGACAGCCUUCUGCACGUUGUGCCUGGAGAGGUGUGGUGCCACACAGAGGAAGAAACUCCUGUACCAGGACUAUGCUGCUCCUAAAGGGACAGAAUUGCUCACUAGAACAAUCUAA
Messenger RNA from Serinus canaria (Common canary), 774 nucleotides. RefSeq names its product kelch domain-containing protein 3-like. Lineage: Eukaryota; Metazoa; Chordata; Aves; Passeriformes; Fringillidae. The record is from RefSeq and is a predicted model, not a curated record. Gene Ontology annotation, molecular function: protein binding. The transcript is spliced from 6 exons. The coding region runs from base 142 to 774 and encodes 210 amino acids.